AUGACGGAACUCGACUUUAUGUCUGAAGAUGAACGCUCGAUUGAGCUAUCUUCCAUCUCUGCUAUCUAUCCAGAAAUCAAGAUAGACCCCUCCUCUCCUUUCAAAGCAUCUCUUGACCUGCCUGUCGUGCCUUCAACGCCUUUACAUGUUUCUUUCCAGCAGCAACCGGAUGUCGGGUUUCCAACCGUCCUGACCCCUCCUACGUCUCUUGAUGCUAGUGAAGUUGGCCUUGGCUCUGGAAUUAAGGUUGGAUUGGAUUCUCCGACUCUGGAUUCAGAGAAAGAUGUCCAUGUCCUUUCUCACCUCCCCCCGCUCAGUCUCGAAAUCGAACUCCCAGAAGGUUAUCCGUCCGAGAGAGCACCUAUUUUUGAGAUCAGCACAAAUCCUCCUUGGCUUCCCUCGUCAAUCGUUUCAAAACUGGUAGAUGACGGUACACGGCUAUGGGAAGAAUGCGGGAGAGACCUUGUGGUGUUCUCUUAUAUUGAUCAUCUUCAGCAACUGGCUGAGACGGUUUUUGGAAUCGAUGACAUCCCUGACGGUGAAGUGCGUUUGCCUCGUGAUCUAAAGAUUGCACUGCUAGAUUUUAGCAACAAGGCCGAGAGAGAAAAAUUCGAACAAGAGACUUUUGAGUGCGGAGUUUGCCUGGAACCAAAGAAAGGGACCAACUGCUACCGCCUCUUGCUUUGCUCUCAUGUCUUCUGUGUACCAUGCCUCCAGGACUUUUACAACACUUGCAUCACCGAGGGAGAUGUCGACAGUGUCAAAUGUCUAGCUCCUGACUGUGGCAAAGAAUACCCCGCCGCAAAAACCCUUGAAACCCACGGAAAGAAGCGCAAAAAACACGACCGGACUCUCAGCCCGAGCGAAUUGUUGCAAAUCCCCCUUGAGCAAGAAACAGUUCAGCGCUAUGUUUUUCUCAAAAGAAAGAAGAAACUCGAAGCUGAUAAGACUACUGUGUAUUGUCCUCGGAAGUGGUGUCAGGGUGCUGCCCGGUCGAAACGACACCCCAAACCCAUCGAUCCCAUGACCGAUGACUUGGAUGCUUCUGAUGAAGAAGAUGAUGGGCAAGUGUUCGAUCCUCUAGGGGAUGAGUCACAGUUGCCUCCCAUGGCCGACCGUGUGGCAAUUUGUGAGGAUUGCAACUAUGCCUUCUGCUGCGUUUGCAAAAAGGGCUGGCACGGUGAACUUACACGAUGUUUCCCACGCCGAGAAGCAGAAUUAUCAGCAGAAGAGAAGGCAACGGAGGAGUAUCUGAAGAAGUACACAUCGCCUUGUCCAACAUGCAAUGCCCCGUGCCAAAAGCAGAUGGGAUGCAACCAUAUGAAAUGCUUCAAAUGCGACACCCACUUUUGCUAUCUCUGCUCGAGCUGGCUGUGUGAGGACAACCCUUACCAGCAUUUCAACUCUCUCGAGAGCCAGUGCUACAAUCGCCUCUGGGACAUGGAGGGUGGCGAUGGCAUCAACCCCGUGGGGGCCGAGGCUCUGCAUCAAAUACCUGAUGAGCUGCUUGAAUUUGAUGAUAAUAGCGAUGGUGAAGACAACCCUGUGUGGGAUUUUGAUGACAGUGAUGAUGAUUUUGACCGACGAAGACGCCCACCACCUCCUGCUCCCAUACCUCCACGAGUCAACCUAGUUGGCGGUGGCCCCGGAAAUAAUAACCGAGGACGCAAUGGAAAUGGCCUGGAUGCCGCUGGUCGAGCGGCGGCCGCAGAGAGACAGGCACAGGCUCGGGCGAUGGCGGAAGUACGAGCCCGGCAGAAUGGAGAGCGAGAUGCCAGAGCGCCGCCACCAAACCAGGAGCAAGAAAGACGAGCCGGUCUUCAGCGGUUCUUAUACCUAGUUCAGAACGACCGGGAAGAUGAAUGGGACAGUGACGAACUGGAUGAUGACUUUUGA
Messenger RNA from Aspergillus wentii DTO 134E9, 1896 nucleotides. Its product is annotated as RBR-type E3 ubiquitin transferase. The record is from RefSeq and is a predicted model, not a curated record. The coding region runs from base 1 to 1896 and encodes 631 amino acids. The transcript has a single exon. Gene Ontology annotation, molecular function: zinc ion binding; ubiquitin conjugating enzyme binding; ubiquitin protein ligase activity. Gene Ontology annotation, cellular component: cytoplasm; ubiquitin ligase complex. Gene Ontology annotation, biological process: protein polyubiquitination; ubiquitin-dependent protein catabolic process; positive regulation of proteasomal ubiquitin-dependent protein catabolic process. Lineage: Eukaryota; Fungi; Ascomycota; Eurotiomycetes; Eurotiales; Aspergillaceae.